AACCAAAAUCGUCAGUCGUCACAUCGCCAUACUUUAGAUCAAGAGGCAAUUAAAGCAAAAAAUGUUCCAUUCCUAUAAUUAACAUUAACAUUAAUUGAUUGAUUUUUUCUUCCUAAGAAAGUAAUCCAGUGUGAAAGCGUGUGCCAAAACCCCACAAACAGUCUGUCUUCAAAGCUGUAAAGAAAUAAUGCGAAAAUGCAAAUGAUCCGCAGAGUCGCACCAUCCGCCAUGGCCUCUCUCUCUCUUCCUUGUUCUAGGGGACAGGAAUUGGUGUGUGGCCUGACAUGAGACAGCUUUCUGUUAGGAAGAAUCUAUUGUAUGUGUUUAUGAGACUUUUUUCGAUGCCAUUCAAGACAAUACGUGGUGCUGGCCGGACUCUCAAAGUUUCACAUUUCUGUAGCAUUACAAGCGUGUCUUCCACUCUGCAAAUUGAAUUGGUGCCUUGCUUAAAGGACAACUAUGCAUAUCUACUGCAUGAUGUGGAUACGGGUACUGUUGGAGUAGUUGAUCCUUCUGAAGCGGUGCCUAUCAUAGAUGCUUUGAGUAGAAGCAAUAGAAAUUUGACUUACAUAUUGAAUACACAUCAUCAUUAUGAUCAUACUGGUGGGAACAUGGAGUUAAAAGCAAGGUACGGGGCGAAGGUUAUUGGAUCCAGAACCGAUAAAGAAAGGAUUCCUGGCAUUGAUAUAGCUCUACGAGAUGGGGACAAAUGGAUGUUUGCAGGCCAUGAAGUUCUUGUCUUUGAAACUCCAGGACACACACAAGGCCACAUAAGUUUCUAUUUCCCGGGUUCCAGAUCAAUUUUCACUGGAGACACUUUGUUUAGCUUAUCGUGUGGCAAGCUGUUUGAGGGAACUCCUCAGCAGAUGCUCUCUUCACUAAGGAAGAUUAUGUUGUUACCCAAUGAUACAAGUAUUUAUUGUGGCCAUGAAUACACUUUGAAUAAUUCAAAGUUUGCGCUCUCUAUUGAACCUGGAAAUCAGGAGUUGCAAUCAUAUGCUGUCCAGAUCACAAAUCUUUGCAAGAAGGGCUUACCCACAAUUCCAACUACCCUGGAGAAGGAGAAGCUAUGCAACCCAUUCCUCCGGACUUUUAGUAUGGAGAUCAGGAGAUCGUUAAACAUUCCAGACUCUGCAGAUGACGCUGAAGCCUUGCAUGCUAUCCGCCAAGCUAAGGAUAACUUUUAGCAUAGGCUUUCCAUCCAGUAUAAAGCUAGUGACCCCCCCCCCCCCCCAAAAAAAAAUGAAAUUGUUGGAAUGUAUUGUAGCUCGUGUGUAUAGGUAACAAUUUCUUCGCUAGUCCUCAUGUAAUAAAAGCAAACAGAUUCAUUGUUUCUCUACAACAGACGCAUUGUUUCUCGUUUCUCUACAACAGAUGCAUGGUUUCCCUACAACAGAUGCUGUGAUUACAUUUCUCAUUGAAUAUCUGAUCUGUUGAACAGAACAGAUGGAGUUUGGUUGAACAAAUACACGCCAAGAUUCUUAUAUCCCACUACCACAAAGACUACUGCGAUGGUGAUGCCUCAACAGAGCUCUAUCAUGUAAUGGAUAAUGUACAGUUCCAGACAGACAGGCUGGGUUACCCCUUCACCAUCACCUAAGCAUGGUCCCUACUCCAUAGGACUGGAUCAGUGAUAGCUUAGUCAGUCAUAUAUGGGUUCUUAUACAUUAAUACUGUAUAAUAUUAUGGUUGAAUUGUGGUUUCAUAUCCACAUGCUGGGCUUUUCAUAACUUUAUUAAUGUUAAAAUUUUCAUGAAUACUAUUUUAGCCUUGUGUGGUUCAAUGUUUGACUAUAAAUAGCUCAUAGCUGAACCGAUAUUGAGACAGAUCAAAAC
Molecule: messenger RNA, 1835 nt
Organism: Cuscuta epithymum
Lineage: Eukaryota; Viridiplantae; Streptophyta; Magnoliopsida; Solanales; Convolvulaceae
Source: the annotation of a GenBank genome assembly